Messenger RNA from Paramecium sonneborni, 1465 nucleotides. The record is from the annotation of a GenBank genome assembly. NCBI's taxonomy places the organism in Eukaryota, Ciliophora, Oligohymenophorea, Peniculida, Parameciidae.
AUGGACCCUAAUAAGACGAUAGAUGACACAUAAUUUUCACUAUUUGAAAAAAAACCUAAAAAAUCUUAAUUUUUCUAAAAGAUAUUCUUUUUUAUUUUAGGUGUGUCAUCAUUAUCAGGAUGGAAUGCUAUCUUAACUGGGUUGUCAUAUUUUGCUGAUUAAUACGAUGGUAAAAAAAUUUACCAUAAAUUAUUUAGGACGAAAUGUUUACUUCAUAAUGCCUAUUCCUAAUUUUAUUGGUUUAUGUUUGAUUGGAUUAUUUUUGCCACGCAUAAGUUCUUUACUUUCCAUGUUUUUUAGGAUUGUGUGGUCAUUAACAAUUUUAUGUAUUCUUUUGAUUCUUUUACCAAUAAUCGCAUUAGAAAUGCAUAGUACUUUAGGUAUCAAUAUAAUAAAUAUAAUAAGGAUAUUGGUUAUGUUUAAUAACAAUUUUUAUAAUGGGAAUAUUUUCAUCCUUAUAAUAGAAUAGUUCAAUUGGUAUGUCUGGAAUACUUGGUCCAGAAUAUGUGAAUGUUUUCUUUAUUGGUACAGGAGCGUCUGGAACCAUUAUUACAAUUUUUAGAUUAAUAUCUUUGGCUGCGAUUAAUAGUGAAAAAUGUAAUUUUAUUCUAUAUUGAAUAGCAAUUUUUUUAUAUAUUGGUAUUGCAGUACUUUGGAAUAUUGGUGCUAUAGUGAUGUAUUUUGCAUUUACUAAGACCCCCUAAUAUAGAAAGAUUAUCUAAGCUCAUAAAAAGGGAAGAAAAUCAGUUUUAGUACAUGAUCAAAUAAUUACUUAAGAUGAACCAGAUGAUGUUAAAUAAAAUGAUAGUUUGAUUUCUGAUAUUAUGAAUUCAGAAAUUGCAAACUAAAUUAAUAUAACCUAAGAUUCCCAUCCAAAUACAGAAAAUUAAUUAACUAAUUAAAAUAAAGAUUAAAUUUCUAUUGAAAAGAUGAAUGUUAUUUAAACUUUAAUAUGGAUAAAUAAAGUUGCUUUUCCUAUUCCAUUAUUAAUUGUGAUUUUAUAUGUUUAAACAUUCAUGAUGUUUCCAGGAGUUGCAUUUCAAAAGUCCUUUGAUUCUGAUUUUAUCAAUUGGGGUUAAUGUUUUAUUAGUCUUGGAUACAAUAUGGGUGAUACUUUAGGAAAGUUCUUGGCUGGUAAUAGAAAAUUAUUUAAUUUAUAAAUUUUGAUUGGAUUAUUUUUAGCUAGAUUUAUUUUUUAUUAUACUUAUAUUGCAAUUGCUAAAGGAACAUUAGAUGCCAAUUGGAUUUCAUAUAUGAAUACAUUUCUUUUUGGAACCUUCAAUGGAUUUAUUACAACAGGCUAUAUGAUUUUGGGACCAGAAAAAGUAAUUAAGAAAAUUUAUAUUAUUAGACUAAUGAAGGAUUUGUUAAAGAAAAAAUUGGAUUUGUGUCUGGAUUUUCACUUUGCUUUGGUAUUAUGUUAGGAACAUUUUUAGCUUUGCCUUUUUCAAAUAUAUCUAGUUGA